This is a messenger RNA of Dendronephthya gigantea, 888 nucleotides long. RefSeq names its product T-cell-specific guanine nucleotide triphosphate-binding protein 1-like. Bases 1 to 888 code for a protein of 295 amino acids. The record is from RefSeq and is a predicted model, not a curated record. Gene Ontology annotation, molecular function: GTP binding. Gene Ontology annotation, cellular component: membrane. The transcript is spliced from 4 exons. NCBI's taxonomy places the organism in Eukaryota, Metazoa, Cnidaria, Anthozoa, Malacalcyonacea, Nephtheidae.
AUGGAGCAAUUAGACCAAAAGGACAUUCGAGAUAUACAAUGUCACAUAAACGAGCACGGAGUGUCUGGAGUAGGAGAAUUGUUGAAAUCGAAACUCAACCAAUGGAAGGAUGUUGAAAUCAACAUUGGAUUAACAGGUGCUUCUGGCGCCGGAAAAUCGAGCUUCAUAAAUGCCAUAAGAGGCCUUGGUGAUGAUGAUGAAGGAGCAGCGAAGACUGGUGUCACAGAAACAACAAAAGUGCCGACUAAAUACCCUCAUCCUACCAACAAGAAGAUCAAAUUCUGGGAUUUGCCAGGUGUUGGAACACCAACACAUGACGAUGUUGCGGAAUAUUUUAAAGAAUUUCGAUUCGCAAAUUUCGACACCUUUCUGAUCUUUGCCGUGAAACGUUUUACUAUUAACGAUUACUUGUUUGCCGAAGAAAUUAAAAAGAACAAAAAGUUGUUCUUCUUUAUUCGCACUCACAUCGAUGUCGACAUUGCUUCCGAAAAGCGAAAGAGAUCAUUUAAUGAAGAGAAAACCCUAAAGCGCAUCAAGGAAGAUUGUUGGAAAAAUUUGAAAGAUGAAAGAUAUCGUCGUGAUAAGCAGGAAGUUGUGUACCUCAUUAGUAAUCAUCACCCAGACAAAUGGGACUUUUCCCUUCUCACUAAAGCAAUCAUUGAUUCGUUGCCGACCUGUCAGAAAGAAUCUCUUACGUUCACCUUGACAAAUUUCUCCAAGGAUUUGCUAGAAAGGAAGGCUCAAUUCCUUCAAGGCCCUUCUAUUGCAGGGAGCAUUUCGUUUGCCGCUACUUAUAGUUUCCUGAAUGAAGUCAUUAAAAAAUUUAAAAAAACAGCACUUGAUGUUCUGGACGAAAUGCGGGAUAGAGUCAUGGAUGAAGCGCGUUGA